AUGCGGUUCUCUCAGAUCGCGCCCCUUGCCCUUUGGGUAGGUCAAGGUUCGGCGAGUGGUGGUCAGCUCUUCCACGACACUUUCCAAUUGAAUGAGCUACCGAACAUGGUGUCACUGGCCGAUGCCAAAAUGAAAGACAUCGUACUCCCCGACUCCCUGUCUGACUUCACCGAGUGGAUCGGGGGCAUCGCAGAACCGCAGGCCUUUGGCUUACAGCCCAGGCAAAGGCAAUGUGUCGACCCAGGUUACUCGGUCUCGGAUGUUGUCCCGGAGGCAGCACCUGUAUCUCCACCGGCUGCUGUCGCGGGAACGCCAAAGAAUGCGGCUCAGGCCGCUGUUACGAUCCAUCAUCACAAAUCUGCUGCAGCAGCGGCACGGCGUGUUUGA
Messenger RNA from Fusarium proliferatum ET1, 387 nucleotides. RefSeq lists its product as uncharacterized. The record is from RefSeq and is a predicted model, not a curated record. Bases 1 to 387 code for a protein of 128 amino acids. The transcript is spliced from 2 exons. Lineage: Eukaryota; Fungi; Ascomycota; Sordariomycetes; Hypocreales; Nectriaceae.